Syngnathus acus (greater pipefish) is the source of this 4682-nucleotide messenger RNA. RefSeq lists its product as uncharacterized. Gene Ontology annotation, biological process: signal transduction. Gene Ontology annotation, cellular component: cytoplasm; cytoskeleton. The record is from RefSeq and is a predicted model, not a curated record. The coding region runs from base 185 to 3598 and encodes 1137 amino acids. NCBI's taxonomy places the organism in Eukaryota, Metazoa, Chordata, Actinopteri, Syngnathiformes, Syngnathidae. Gene Ontology annotation, molecular function: GTPase activator activity; protein binding. The transcript has 10 exons.
UUUUACCAAGCAGCAACAUCAUAUUUUACACGCCGUUUGGUCAAGGAGCUCUGGUGUGCUUCAAGAGCACCAAUAACCUAAACGGAAAGCAAAUGUUGCCAAGCCAUUUGCCACUCUAAAUGACACUUGCAAGUGGUGGAUUGCAACUGGGAUUGGCUCGAGUUCCCGGUUUGAAGUUCCCCACAUGGCACUUUCCUCAGCAUCUACCACGGCUGCUUUUAAUCGCAGCUCUGAUUGGGUGGAGAUCCUGGAGCCACGCUCCCGUGAGCGCAUGUACGUGAACUUGACCACCGGGGAAUGCGGCUGGGAUCCUCCUCUCGGCGCUCCCGUUCGCCAGGCGGAUGGCAACCAGUGGUGGGAGCUCUUUGACCCUCAAAGCGGCCGCUUCUACUACUACAACUCCACGGGGCGCCGCACGGUCUGGCAUCGGCCGCAAGGAGCCGACAUCGUGCCCCUGUCCCAGCUUCAGGCCAUGAAGCGCUGCAGUGAGGCCAAGCGGCCGGGAGCGGGUGUGGAGAGGCACCAGCAUGGGACCACUGGGAGUAGCAGCAGUGCGGCGAGCCAGGCCCUCUGCUCCUCUCUGCCUGAGCAAGAUGGAGACAAUCCUGAGACACUUGAAGUGGCAUCCAACCCAGACUUGGACCCAGCUGUGGAUGUCAGAUCACAGGCAGACGGAUGCGCCAAUGAACACAAAGAACCUCCGAGGGAUGCCCCCCAAAGAUGGCAGCCCGCACCCGGUUCUAAGGCAGCAAUGUUGGUCAAAGUGAACAGCAUGAGCCGCAACCAGCCAAGUCCAACUUCACAGCAGCAACUCCUCCAGCACGGCGCACUCAACAAAGCCAACACUUUCGCACAGCACCCAUCCAACAUUAAGGCCCAAGGAGCAUGUUUAGGCUCCACCCAAGGGUAUAAAACCACGCCCCCUGGGAAAACGGCAGCCGACCCACGCCAGGCCCAUCACCUGAGGAAAGCCAGUAACGGCAGCUUCUCUGUAGUGAUGUCAGACAGUCGUCAAGCCAGUCCACUCCUUCAGAGGUCGCAGACCAGCACACCACGGCCGGUCUCGCCCCAGUAUGCUUGCGGCGCUCCAAUCUACGAUGAGCCGGUUACAGACUGUCCCAUAUACGACGAGCCCCCAAUAGACAUGGAGGUCGAAGGAGCGCACCUUUUCAAUGGGCAACAACUGUCUCGCUUGACUCCCUCCCAUAGUCUUCAGAAACCAAGACUUCACCAGCAUCCCGGUCCUUCUCUUCCAGGUUCCAGGCACAGGAGAAGUCCUUCUGCCUCUGACUAUAGCCCAGCUGGUCUGGAGUGCAUCAAACAUAUGAUCAAUGUAGACCCCAAGCAGCUCCUGUCUGGUUCCCCUCUACCUACACGCACCCCCUCUCCUACAUCCCGGCAGGACCUCGUCCCAACCCAGCCUCAGUCGCAGGCUCACUCUUUGCCCCAAGUUCGAGGCCGAGAAGCGGGGGGGACCCCGGGCCCGAGUACACUGGAUAAGAAGCAGAGUUGGCGAGCCCUGGAGGUCACUGUGCAGCGUGCUAUGGAGGUACGGCACAGUAGGCAGGGCAGCCAAGCUUCACAGGACUUCCCCUCCUCGACACCUCAGGCAACGGCAAACUAUCAAGACUCCGGCUACUCCACUGGGCCCUCACCGAGUUUGAGAAGAAAGAGUAGGAGAAGGAUGGGAGUCGGUGGAGGUGCGGGAGGCAGGCCCGGGUCAGUGGGAAGCAGCGGAGAGCUGUGUGCCCUCAAUGAGAGGCUGAUGGCCGAGAUGAGGGAAGUAGUCAGUCGCUCCAACACCAUGAGGGAGGUGAGAGCGGGACUGGAACCGGAAAUAGGCGAGAGGGUGGUUGUAUCCCGGACACGCUCCCCCGUAGACUCGCUAAGGUGGUAUGGAGCAGGAGGAGGCGUGUCAGCUGGCAGGUGCUCAUCCAGAGAAGACAUCACCGGGGCUUCCCGCUCACUCGGUACGGCAGGUAACGCUGCGGUGACCCCUUUCGAGAUACCAGGGAGACAGAAGAGGACGUAUGAAAAAGUGGACACCUUGGAGAUGAGCGUUACUAGCCAGGCCAGCCUGUCUUCACCUGAGACUCCAGGACCACCCUCCCAGGUGAGCACUCUUGAACUACAGGCUCAGCUGGAGAGCAGAAAGAAAGACAUGGUGGAUGGACGCAGCGCAUCCCUUGGCCCGCACCGACCUGUCAACCACGACAGCAGAGAUGGAUGUGAAGGAGCAAAAGCGGCAGAAUGUUCCUACCAGUUCACCUACGCCACCCUGCGACAGCCACCGGCUCCAGAAGUAGGCAUGGAGGACUGGGCCAGCAAGCACCUCAACAUGCACACGCAAGGCCUGUUCCGACGCCGCGUCUCCAUCGCCAACAUGCUCUCUUGGAACCGAGGUUCCAUUAAAAAGCCCAUGCUGGUCACGAGCAACCGCGCCAUCAGGAAGGAGGCUUGCGAGAUGUUCAAGCUGGUGCAGGCCUACAUGGGAGACAGGCCCUCGCGUCUGGACCGCCGUCACUGUGCCCUGCUCAUCGUCACCAAGUGCUGGGAGAUGCAAGGCCUGCGGGAUGAGCUCUACGUGCAGCUGGUGAGGCAGACCACGGGAAACGCCAACCCCCGAAGCUUAGCGGCAGGUUGGGAGUUGAUGGCUGUUAGCUUGGCCUUCUUUGCCCCGUCGCCCAAGUUCCGCUGUUACCUGGAGGGCUACAUCCAGAGACACACUGAGCCCACCAGCGACAAGAAAUGUGAGUCUCAGACUGAGCAGCAGGUGACUCAGUUUAUAUUAGAACAGCAGGAACUAAAAUUAAAGAAGAAUUCAAAAUCAAGGAAAAAGCGUAAACAAAACACAGAUGAGGAAGAAGGCCUGCCUGUCAGCACAUAUGCCAAGUUCUGCCAUCGGAAGCUGCUAAAGGUGGCCAUCACGGGAGGGAAAAAGGGGCUACGUAAGCCCACCUUGGAAGAGGUCGACCACAGCAGACGGGCUAUCAUCACCCCCUCCCUGUUUGGUAGCUCCUUGGAGGAAGUAAUGGAGCGGCAGAGCGAACUUUUCCCAGACAGGAAAUUACCCUGGGUGCAAGUUCAACUUUCCCAGUAUGUUCUGGCUCUGGGCGGCGCUCAGACGGAGGGCAUCUUUCGAGUGCCCGGAGACAUUGAUGAAGUCAAUGCAUUGAAGCUGCAAGUAGACCAGUGGAGGAUCCCUGAGAAUCUGUCAGACCCAAAUGUUCCUGCCUCUCUGAUGAAACUAUGGUAUCGCGAGCUGGAGGAACCGCUCAUCCCCAUGAACUUUUACAAACAGUGCGUCGAAAACUGCGACGAUCCAGUUGCAGCCAUUGCCGUGGUUCAGUCCUUGCCUGAGCUCAACAGGCUGGUGCUCUUCUACUUCAUCCAUUUCCUGCAGGUAUUUGCUCAGCCCUCUAACGUAGCUAUCACCAAGAUGGAUGUGAACAACCUGGCCAUGGUGAUGGCCCCCAACUGCCUCCGGUGCCAAUCGGACGACCCGCGGAUUAUUUUUGAGAACACGCGCAAAGAAAUGUCGUUCCUGAGAAUGCUCAUAGUUCACCUGGACACCAGUUACAUCGAAGGAGUCGUGUAGCCUCGCAGAAUUGCUCUCUGCAGAAAACACUGGAAACUUGCAGAAUGAGAUAUGACAUCUUCAUGAGAGACAAAACAAAUUGUUUUGGUCAAAUGAUACUUAACUAUCCAGCUACUUAAUGUGAGGCCCAAGAAACUCACAAGUCUGAGCCAUCUUUUGGUGACCUCUCAUUUCAACCAGUGACAUCACGUGAUGACGACUUAACUUUAUUUCCUGCCAAAAAUAGUUGUAUGUGUACAACAACUUGAGUUCAGCAAAGUCUAAGACUGUACAGAUAUUGACAAAGGUUUCAAGUUCUGUUGGUGUUUAUGCUCCCUCACAUCAUUCAAGUGUGCUUGUGUGUAUGACCGUCAGCGUAAGACAUCUCAUGCGUCGAUUUAUACUGAAAAGGCAAAGAAAAUCGAUCAUGUUUUUGUUGUUCUUCUGAUCACUGGUCUAUUAUACAGGAUUUUAAGUAGAGUGAACAGAGUACAAACCAUUGUUGCUAAGUUUUGCUAAUUUUCAACAAACUCAUUUGGAAGUGCUUAGAUUUUCUGACCUACAAUAUUCAUUUAAGGGCAAAUGGGAGAUGUGUAUUUCCAGCAUGUCUUUGUGAAGUGGGAGAUUACUUAUUUAAUUAUGAUAAUAAUAAUCUAUAAGAAAUAUUUCAUUUGGACCUCUGUUCUAUAUUCUUGUGAUAUAUGUAAUGUGGCUCAGGUCUUACUGAGGAAAAAAAAAAACGGGUGUUAGAUGGGACUGGAACUGUACUGUUUCCAGUCUUCCCACAGACGAAAUGUGUCAUCAUUGUGUCGAACCCCUUUAUGGACAGUGCAACUCUCAAGCAUUAUGAGAAUGUAGAAUAAGCUGACGAGUCCUUUUAAUGUAUAUAUCGCAUGUAAAUAGUAUUAACAGUUUAUUGGAAUGAAGGACAUGCGUGGGAGUUUCUGUAAGAGCAAUAAAGGAAAAAGGUUUGUUUUUGUUUUUUGUUGUUCUGCUGUACUACCUGCCUUUUGAACAGAAGACUGACUCAACCUGUGUGUGUAUUGUGUUCCGCCUUGUUUGAUUAUAGAACAAUUGUCCAAAAAUAAAGGGUUGUUCAAUUGUA